AUGCGCCAGUUAACAGGUUUCUUGUUUGUUUCCCUUGUCCUCAACUUGAAGGCCGUUCAUCUUAAAGUUCUUUCUGAAUCGUCAAGCAAUCCCUUCUCUAAACUUCUGCUAAGGUAUAAUAGGCUUAACUCUUGAUCUGUGAAUUUAUCUUUGCAGUUAAUUCAGACUAAAAACAAUCAGGGAAAACGUGAAAAUGGCGUGCAACAACUAUGAAGAAAAGUUUGAUGUUUCUAAUGCACCUUCAAAACAGAAAGUGGCAGAAACAAAUGGUAGUCAUCCUCUUCCCGACGGAGGUUGGGGAUGGGUCGUCUGUCUGGGUGUGUUUAUGGUGAACUUCCUGACUGUUGGACAACAAAACUGCGCGGGAGUGGUUUAUGAUGCUUUGAUGGAAAAAUAUUCUACAUCAAGAGGAGAGACAGGUAAAAGAUAUACCAUUCAAAAUUUUCCAGAGAUGAAGAUGAGUCGAUUACGUUAGGAUACUGUGUUACAACCCAACUUUCCCCUUAGAUUUCCGAAACCACCCACAAGAAUUCUCUAUCCCGAAUCACACUGCACGCAUCCCAAGGGCGAAAAUCUAACUGGCGCGCUCCUAUAUAAGAUGGCUGGCGGAACUCAAUCGUUGAUUAUUUCACACCAAACAGUCAAAAGAGUAACUUUGUCUCCCUUCAUAGCUUGGGUUGCCUCGCUGGCGUCCAGUAUGAUGUAUCUGUUCUCUGCUGUGGGCACCUCUCUCGCAGAACGUUUCGGAAGCCGAUUGGUUGUCAUCAUUGGAUCUUUUGUGUCUGCCGUAGGCCUCCUGGCCAGUUCCUUCGCAACAACACUUGCACCGCUUUAUGCAACCUAUGGAGUUGUCUGGGGUUUGGGGGCAAGUCUCGGCUUAUUCCCCUCGCUGGUAAUGCUAACGAAGUAUUUUCAAAGGCGCUUGGCUCUUGUUUCGGGAAUAGCUUUGGCAGGAGCUGCAUCUGGGACUCUUGUAUAUGGCCCAAUAAUUGAGAAGCUGUCUUCCAAAUUUGGCGUCUCGACUACCUUUCGGAUUCUUGCGGGUCUUCAGAGUUUGAUGCUUCUGAGCGCCUUGACGUUUUCCCCUGUCUCCUCGGCAACAAGGAGAAAUCAACAACCACAAAACAGAGAAUUCUACUUGAGUUUUUUCAGGAGCAAAGCAUAUAUUAUAUGGGUUGUGGCGCAAUGCAUCUUUAUGGUGGUGUUUCUUGUGCCUUUCGUCCAUUUGGUAAGAUCUUUUUAAUUUAAAUAUACAUAAAUCUAGUGUCACGGUUGAAACGCCCUUCAUGACCGCAGUAAAGUUGUAAGGCGAGGGAGAUCGUGAAGCAAGCAGAGCUACUAGUGAUCAAUGAAUAUUGUUUUUACGAGUCAAAGACGAAGCUUCUUGCUUUCCUGACUUUCUUAACAAAGAGGGGUAUUAAAAAUUGUCAACUAGCAUUAGUCUCUUUGUUCUGCUCCCCGUGCAAGUUGUUGGCCACACAACUUUCUAGCAUUCUGUGCCAGGUAACAGUGACUAUUUGCGUUGUAGGGAUAUGGCCUCACUCGCUAACCACUUCUCUGAUUGGUUUUUAGGUUCGCUUCGCAGAAGAUAAAGGAGUCACCAAAUCUAGCGCAUCAUUCCUGACGGGUUACUUAGCAAUCGGAGGUUUGCUGGGAAGUCUGGCGCUUGGUGCGCUAUGUGAUUACCCUCAGUUCAACCGCGUUAAAGUUUGUCCAGCCACCUUACUAUGCAUAGCUAUUUCUACGUCUGCUGUAACAAUGGCAACGAAAUACGAGUGGAUAGCCGUGUACGCGUUCACGUUUGGUGUGUGCGACGGUUGUUACGAGAUGUUACUGCCUGUUAUAACGCGUGACAUUGUUGGUGUGAAAAACGUUGGGCAUGCCAUAGGUGCUUUAUAUUGUUUAAUGGCGUUUCCCAAAACAUUAGGCCCACCCAUGGUUGGAUGGAUUUUUGACGCCUCAAAAAGUUACAAUGUAUCUUUUUACGUCACAGGCGGCGUGGCGUUGAUUGCUGCGAUUGUUAUGUAUACCGUAAACUGGGUCAAGUUCAAUGACGUGAAUGAAGAGAGGAUAAUAAGAGAAAGGUUAUUACCCUAUAACGAGACUUCAGGAUCAAAUCGGAGCAUACAGUACACCUGA
Pocillopora meandrina is the source of this 2139-nucleotide messenger RNA. The record is from the annotation of a GenBank genome assembly. Lineage: Eukaryota; Metazoa; Cnidaria; Anthozoa; Scleractinia; Pocilloporidae.